UGAUCAGUCGCUUGAGUGGAUGGUGACAGUGGCGAGUGCAGCCUCACUCGCUACUCUAUCACGGCUAUCAGCGCAUCAGUAGUUGGACACGACUCAACUUUCUAUGAACUAAUAAAUUAGUCAACUUGGGAGAAUACAGAGGCUCGCUUCCCGCUACCUGUGGAGCUUCUGAUGCCAAGAUAGUGGAUGAUGAGACGAACGGGUUCCCACGGGGCUCUCGAAUACGAGCCCGAUGACGGAAGCUCCCGUACACUUGGGAUAGGCCGGCGACCUGAUGAUGUGAUCCAUCGGAUUUCCUUUUAUUCCCUUCUUCUGAUAGUCUUGCAGACUUCUCUAGAAAAACUGACAAACCGGGGCAUGACCAACACGGGCGGCCACUUCAAGACGAGGCGACGGCCUUGUCCGACCAUCCCUGGCACGGAAUGUUUGCAAGAUAGACAUCAUAGUGGUGACACAGUCCAACCCAAGCUCGGGGAUGUCCAACCCGUUCGCCACCGCAGCAGUGAAGAAGGCCGUGGCUCCUGUAAACAAUGUAGAAGAAGGCUGACUGAACACUCUCAUCGGCUCCGCCUUCCCGGACACGGGACCGGGAAUUUAUGGGGACACGGCGGGGCGGUAAGUGCGCCAAGCAGAGUCCAUCCCAUAUCGGGAUGCCAAGUGGGGAGCUCAGCCCGGCGGUCUCGGCUUUCGCGAUGCUGGCGGCGGGAGGAAGCGUGGGAACGGGAAGAGAGAGUGUGGCUGAUGAGCGGGACACAGCGGGACACAGCAGGAAGGCACUGGUUGGGGUUGGUUCCCCGGACCAAGCCGAUGGGCCAGCCUCGCGGCGUCGACCGUUAAACCCGUUCUUGCAAGAGCAAGCAGGAGCACGAGACAGUUGUCGGCAGGCGCCGCCAGCCUUCUCCCCCAAGCAUGCAACCUCAUCUCGGCCUCUGAUAGGCAGCAGCCGGAAAUGUCAGAUUGCUUGGGUUCCACCUUCCACUUCGCGUUUCAUGGCACCGCAUGGGAACAGCGCCUCAUGCAGCUCCAGCU
Molecule: messenger RNA, 1029 nt
Organism: Chaetomium fimeti
Lineage: Eukaryota; Fungi; Ascomycota; Sordariomycetes; Sordariales; Chaetomiaceae
Exons: 1
Coding region: 187-837 (216 amino acids)
Source: RefSeq, a predicted model, not a curated record